Messenger RNA from Equus quagga, 13554 nucleotides. It is a transcript of the gene CEP350, whose product is annotated as centrosomal protein 350. The transcript has 39 exons. Bases 361 to 9849 code for a protein of 3162 amino acids. Gene Ontology annotation, cellular component: centrosome. The record is from RefSeq and is a predicted model, not a curated record. Gene Ontology annotation, molecular function: microtubule binding. NCBI's taxonomy places the organism in Eukaryota, Metazoa, Chordata, Mammalia, Perissodactyla, Equidae. Gene Ontology annotation, biological process: microtubule anchoring.
UCCUCCUCCGUGUCAGUUGUUGGGCUGUAAUGGCGACUGGGCCGCCGCUGCUGAAGUGACUCCCGGGCGGGGGAGAGGGGCCAGACCUGCGCCAGACGGAACUGCAGAGAGCCGCAGCUCAGGGGUUGGCUUGCUGUGGGGGAGGGGAGGCAGCCUUUCCGUCUCUCCUUCCUUCUCUGCAGACCCGCGGAUCCCGGGAGCCGGUGCGAGGCGGGCACCCGGUGCGUCCCCGGAGCGGGGAGGCCAGGCCCGGCAGCCCUGGGGCCGGUCGGGGCGGCGUCACUGCACCCUCCGCCAGGCCCUGCGGGAUGCACCGUGGGAGCCGAGGGCGGAGGCGACACUCUCAGGUAAAUUGGCAAGAUGAGGAGCAGCAAAUCAAAAGAGGUGCCUUUACCAAAUACAAGGAACUCUCCAAGCAAGGAUACUGUUCAAGAUAUAACCACAUCGUGGGAUGCACUUUCUCAGACCAAGGCUGCUCUGAGACACAUUGAAAACAAAUUAGAAGUAGCCCCUACAAGUACAGCUGUGUUUGAUUCUGUCAUGGAUACCAAGAAAUCUUCUGCAAGUGCUACCCGAAAAAUAAGUAGGAAAGAUGGUAGAUACCUGGAUGAUUCUUGGGUUAAUGUUCCAACCUCCAAAUCUUCUAAAUCACGGAAAGAGAAAUCUCGUAGUCCUCUUAGAGCUACCACCCUGGAGAGUAAUGUAAAGAAAAAUAAUCGUGUGGAAUUUCGUGAACCUUUGGUUUCUUACAGGGAAAUCCAUGGCACACCUUCUAAUAUAAGUCCCAGCCAUUUAGAGUCAAAGCAUGUAUAUUGUGUGGAUGUUAAUGAAGAAAAGCCUGAGAGUGGAAACCAGAUGAUAUGCAAUCGAGGAGAAUGGAAUAUACGUUGCUGUGAUUUUGAGAGCUCCCAAUCAUCUGUCAUCAGUGAUACAGUUGUUAGGUUUUUAAAUGAUCGACCAGUAAUUGAUGCAUUGCAAAAUUCUGAAUGUUUGAUUAAAAUGGCAGCUCCUGUGAGAACUGAGGAAGAAAAGCCUAAUAGAGCAAAAGGAAGUGAGAACAAUUUGAAGACUUCUGUGAGUAACAUGGGCCAUGAUGUUGAUCCAAAAGUGUUACGGCUAACUGACUCUUCUCCAUCUUCUGCUAGUACUUCUAACUCCCAAAGAUUAGAUAUCUUAAAGCGGCGACAACAUGAUGUCAAACUGGAAAAACUCAAGGAACGGAUUAGGAAACAGUGGGAACACUCAGAAGAAACAAAUGGCCAGGUCCAGAAUCUGGGUCAUAUUGACCAUCCAGUAAUGGUUGUUAAUGUUGACAGCUCUGUGACAGCAAAAGUCAGGAAAGUGGCAACAGCACCACCUGCUCCAACAUAUAAAGGCUUCAAUCCUUCUGAGACCAAGAUUCGAACACCUGAUGGGAAAGUGUGGCAGGAGGCUGAGUUUCAAAACAUGAGUAGAGAACUGUAUCGAGACUUAGCGCUUCACUUUGCAGAUGAUAUCUCUAUGAAAGAGAAACCUGCUGAAAAAAGUAAAGAGAAGAAAGUGGUUAAGCCAGUACGAAAAGUCCAAAAGGUAACACAGUUAUCAAGUCCAGAAUGCAAAACAGGUAGCAGUCGUCUGAUAAGUACAUCUUCAUGGCGAGAUGGGCAAAAAUUAGUAAAGAAGAUUCUGGGACCUGCACCCAGAAUGGAGCAAAAAGAGCGAAGAACAGCGUCAAGUGACAGAAGUGGAAGAGAAAGAACUACUAAAUCUGGAGGUCAUAUUGGAAGAGCAGAAUCUGAUCCCAGGCUGGAUGUGUUACAUAGACAUCUUCCACGAAAUUCAGAACGUUCGAGAAGUAGAGUUCGGUCUGAAAAUAAUAUAAAGAAAUUAGCUCCAUCUCUUCCAGAUAAUAAACAGGAAGAAAAUCCUGCCUUAAAUAAGGACUUUUUACCUGUUGAAAUUCGUGGAAUUCUUGAUGACCUACAAUUGGAUUCUACAGCUCGGGCUACAAAGCAAGAGAUGGGAGAGUCACAAAAUCAGAAGUCAUCAGCACCAGUACAAGCUCCUAGGAGUCACAGCCCAGUAAAAAGAAAGCCUGAUAAAAUAACAGCUAAUGAAGAUCCCCCUGUUACUUCCAAAAAGCGCCACUAUGACACAGAUGAAGUGCGACAGUACAUUGUUAGGCAGCAGGAGGAAAGGAAAAGGAAGCAAAAUGAAGAGAAGAAGGCUCAAAAGGAGGCCACUGAGCAGAAGAACAAACGAUUACAGGAGCUCUACCGGAAGCAGAAAGAAGCCUUGGCUAAAGUGAAAAGUGUGCCUCCUGAGCCAUCAGCCACUAGGAGACUGCAGGAAACCUACUCCACAUUGCUACUAGAAAAGACCUUGCUCGAAGAGCCGACUCAUCAGCAUGUUACCCAGGAAACACAGACCAGACCAGGGUAUCAACCAUCUGGAGAAUCUGACAAAGAAAACAAAGUGCAGGAACGUCCCCCAAGUGCAUCUUCCAGUAGCGACAUGUCUCUGUCAGAACCUUCACAGCCUCUUGCAAGAAGGGACUUGAUGGAACCUACAUGGAUGCAGCCUGACAGAUUGAGCCCACGAGUCCACUAUUCUCAACCACAGCCUCAUGUUGGAACAGCUGGAAAUCUGCUCUCCCAUCUCUUGAGUCUAGAGCAUGUAGGAAUUUUGCAUAAGGAUUUUGAAUCUGUUUUACCAACCAGGAAGAAUCAAAAUAUGGCUUCAGGGCCAUUAACUUUUACACCUCAACCUUAUCUGACCUCACCAGCUCCUCAUCCAGAUGCCUUGUUAAAACCUAGUGCCAGCCAAUAUAAGAGUAAACUGGAUCGUAUUGAAGCCUUGAAAGCAACAGCUGCUUCUUUGUCCAGCAGGAUUGAAAGUGAAGCCAAGAAAUUAGCUGGGGCUAACAUUAAUUAUGGGUCAGUGUGGAACACUGACUAUGAUGUGCAGCAAACACCCCAAGAAGAUGGACCUUGGACCAAGGCUCUAAGUCCGCCUGUGAAAGAGGAUACUGAAGAUGUUUUCUCUGCCCGAAUUCAAAAGAUGCUGGGAACCUGUGUAUCUCAUGCAACUUUUGAUGAUGAUCUUCCUGGUGUAGGUAACCUUAGUGAAUUUAAAAAGCUUCCGGAGAUGAUAAGACCUCAUAGUGCCAUAUCAAGCUUCAGAAUGAGGUCCCCUGGUCCCAAACCAGAAGGGCUGCUGGCACAGUUGUGUAAGAGGCCGACUGACUCUUCUAGCUCUGAUAUGCAAGCUUGUUCUCAAGAUAAAGCCAAAGUGUCUCUUGGUUCUAGCACAGAUUCAGUCAGUGAGGGGCCUCUUCUUAGUGAAGGGAGUCUGUCUGAAGAAGAGGGGGGCCAGAAUGGACAGCCCCCUUUGAAAGUAGCAGAAAUCUUAAAAGAAAAGGAAUUCUGUGCUGGAGAAAGAAAUACUUAUGAACCCAUCAAAGAGUUUCAGAAGGAAGCUGAAAAAUUCCUGCCACUUUUUGGGCACAUAGGUGGCACACAAAGCAAAGGACCAUGGGAAGAAUUGGCAAAGGGAAGUCCACAUAGUGUCAUUAAUAUUUUUACAAAAUCAUAUCAAUUGUAUGGAAAAGGGAGUGAAGACAGGUUGGAAAGAGGAAUAUCAGCACUGCGGCCUUUGAAUGCCACCGCAACCCCUCUAAGCAGUGUUUCAUAUGAAGAUGAUUUUGUCUCCUCUCCAGGGAGUGGGACUUUGACAGAAAAAAAAUCAUCUCUUGAACAAAAUAUUGGUGGCAGCAAUGUAGGCAUUCCAGAGGACCAUUCUAGCAGAAAGUCUGCCUGUGAUCUCUCCUCUGUGGAUAUUACCUCCCAGCGUUCAUCAGGGGUCCAGUCUGCUACAUCGUCUCGUUCGUCUACUUCUUCUAAAGGAAAGAAAAGAAAAAAGGAAAAGACAGAGUGGCUGGAUUCACUCACUGGAAAUGUUCAGAACUCACUUCCUGAUGAGGAAAAAGUACACUCUGGCUCAGAACGUGGCUCUCUUCAAGGAAAGAAAUCUGGGACCAGUAGCAAAAUUUCUGUUAAAGGUUAUGAGGAGACUCUUGACACCGAUAGUACUUUGGAGGAUCUUUCUGGGCCUUCUUUAAGUGUCUCAUCAGACAAGGGAAGAUCUCAGAAAACUCCAACUUCUCCCCUAUCUCCAAGUUCCCAGAAAUUGUUGCCAUUUGACCUGCCAGGAACUUCAUUAGAAAGAUCUAAAUCCUCAGUAAUAAUGACUCCAACUGUAACAGGAUUUAAGCCUAAUGCAGCUUUUACUGAUAUGAACUUGGCUGCCAGCAGAACAAAUACAGAGAUGGCUUCAGCACCAGGUUCUAAGCGCUUUUCUCCUGCUGGCCUCCAGCAUCGUAUGGUAGCAGAACUCAGUUACUUGAGUGCCAUUGAGGAGUCGGUGCGCCAGCUAUCAGAUGUAGAAAGAGUUAGAGGCAUUUCGCUUGCUCAGCAGGAGAGUGUGUCUCUGGCUCAGAUCAUAAAGGCACAGCAGCAACGCCAUGAAAGAGACUUGGCCCUUUUGAAAUUAAAGGCUGAAAAAGAGGCUCUGGAGUGUCAGAGACAAUUAGAAGAAACCCGAAACAAAGCAGCUCAGGUCCAUGCGGAAUCAUUACAGCAGGUGGUUAAAUCACAACGGGAUGUGACUGAAGUCCUGCAGGAAGCAACUUGUAAAAUAGCUGCCCAGCAAACAGAGGCUGCUCGCCUCACCACAGAUGCAGCACGCCAGAUCUGUGAGAUGGCAGAGUUAACUCGAACUCAUAUCUCAGAUGCUGUCACUGCUUCAGGAGCUCCACUAGUAACACUGUAUGACCACCAGCGGCAACAUCCUCCCGACUUCGUGAAGCAACUGAGGACCAGAGCUGAAACAGAUAGGAAAAGUCAUUCUGUUUCACUGUCUCAGAGUAAAGAAGGGACCCUUGACUCAAAGCAUCGGAAGUAUUCCCCCUCAUAUGAUAGCUAUUCUGAGUCUUCAAGAUACAAGAAUCAUGAUAGAAGAAGUAGUAGUGGUAGCAGCCGUCAAGAAAGUCCUUCAGUUCUAUCUUCUAAGGAAAAUGAGAAGAAACUUCAUGGUGAAAAGAUGGAGAGUUCUAUUGAUGAACAGGUUCAGACUGCUGCAGAUGAUUCUCUGCGGAGUGAUAGUGUACCAUCUCUUCCCGAUGAGAAAGAUUCAACUUCUGUUGCAACAGAAUAUUCCCUGAAAUUUGAUGAGUCCAUGACAGAAGAUGAAAUAGAAGAAAAAUCGUUUCGAUCUUUAUUGCCUUCUGAGAGUCAUCGCAGAUUUAAUAUGGAAAAGAAAAGAGGCCAUCAUGAUGACUCUGAUGAAGAAACUUCCCCAGAAAAGACUACACUGUCUUCUGCCAAGGAGCUGAGCAUGCCAUUCUCAGGAGGACAAGACAGCUUUUCCAAAUUUACUAUGGAGAUGGUUCGACAGUAUAUGAAAGAAGAGGAAAUGAGGGCAGCUCACCAGUCUUCACUGCUGCGUCUCCGUGAAAAGGCCUUGAAGGAGAAAACUAAGGCUGAAUUGGCCUGGCUAGAGCAUCAGAAAAAACAUCUACGAGACAAAGGAGAAGAUGACAAAAUGCCCCCACUCCGAAAGAAACAGCGUGGUUUGCUCUUAAGGUUGCAGCAAGAAAAGGCAGAAAUCAAGCGUCUUCAGGAAGCCAAUAAGGCGGCUCGAAAGGAAAGACAACUGAUUCUUAAACAGCAGGAGGAGAUAGAAAGGAUCCGACAGACCACCAUAAAACUACAGGAGAAGUUAAAGUCUGCAGGAGAAAAUAAAUUGGACUCUCAUAGUGAUGAUGGUACAAAGGAUAAUAACGCAACCAGUCCUGGUCCAACUGACUUGGAGACCCGUAGUCCUUCCCCCAUUUCAAUCUCCAGCAGUGAAACCAGCAGCAUUAUGCAGAAACUGAAGAAAAUGAGAAGCCGCAUGGAUGAAAAACACUGCUCUCCUGUUCACUACUUCUUCUCUGUCUUUACGUCUCAUCACUGGGCCUCUCUCAGUGUCUGUUUUCCCAACCUUCAUCCCAAAUUCCAGCUGUAUAUCUACAACCAGUUGGUCAGGUUUCUGACAAAGCGAGAGCAAAAACUAAUGCAACGGCGACAACAUGCAGAGGAGCUUCUGGAGUGGAAGCGACGUUUAGAUGCAGAGGAAGCAGAAAUUCGUCAAAUGGAAAAACAAGCUUUGGCUGCCUGGGACAAAGAAUUAAUAAAACCUAAAACUCCUAAAAAAGAACUGGAGGACCAGAGAACAGAACAGAAAGAAAUAACAAGUGAAGCAGAAUCUCCAAUACCUUCCUACUCUCAUCUACACAGUGAAAGCUCUGUUCCCGAAGAAUUGGGCAGCCCUGCUGUUGAGUAUAUACCAUCUGAGUCUUUAGUUCAGGAGCGGCCAGGGAGUCCAGAUCAUAGUGUACUUACUGAAGAAAUGGUUUUUUCGCAAGAACUGGAGUCCUCUACCUCUCCUAGUAAACAUUCACCUCCCAAAAGCUGCACAUCUGUGUCAAAGCAGGAGUCUAGCAAAGGAAGUCAUAGGACGGGAGGGCAGUGUCGUCUACCUGUCAAGUCCCAUCAACACUGUUAUAGUUGGUCAGACGAGUCAUUAUCAAUGACGCAGUCAGAAACUACAUCUGACCAAAGUGACAUUGAAGGUAGGAUUAGAGCCCUGAAGGAUGAGCUGCGGAAAAGAAAAUCAGUUGUGGACCAGCUGAAGAAGGAACAGAAAAAAAGGCAAAAGGAAAGGCUGAAAGCCCAAGAAGCCAGUCUGAUCAAACAGUUAGAGUCAUAUGAUGAAUUCAUUAAGAAAACCGAAGCCGAGCUUAGCCGCGAUUUGGAAACAUCACCAACAGCCAAGCCUCUGAUUAAAACACUCUCCUCAGCUUCUGAAAAACCCAAGAUCAAGCCCCUUCCACUACACAGAUCUGAAACAGCAAAGAAUUGGAAAUCACUAACAGAGUCAGAACGUUCCAGAGGAUCCCUGGAAUCUAUUGCUGAAUGUGGUGAUGCUUCACUGGCAGAUUCUGAUAGAUCAAUAUCAGAAAGGUCUUUAUCUGCAUGUGCAAAGAGAGUGACUGAAUUGGACAGUCGAACAGAAGAACAUUUUCAGACUUCAUCUCCAGUUCUCAGAUCAUCAAGGAAAGCCAGAGCAGGAUCUGGAGAUUCUCUAGAAAAUGUACCUUCAUUACCUCUUCUGAAAGAAUUAAAUGCCACUAAUAGAAUUCUGGAUGUGUUAGAUGCCAAGAUUGAAGAAGAAUCUAGUCCAAAAUCAGAAAUACAAGAAGUAAAAUACACAAAAUUGGAUCAGAGUGUGAUUGAAGAUUCCUAUUCUAAACAAUCUAGGAAGUCUGAUGUCUUAAUGAAGCUAGACCUGGAACAUGGAGAUUCAUCUGAAAUUCUUUCAAGGAAAGAUCUUCCUUUAGAUUCUACAAAUUUUCAGAAAGAGUUUGUUAGAUUAGCCAUUGAAAAUCUUCGUAAAAAAGAGUUGAAAGAGAGACAGUCAGAUCAAGAUAUGGAUCAUAGUCCAAACAGCCAAUCAGAAAAAGACCUUCAUCAACAAAAGAACAUAAAGGAAAGGAACUCCUCUUUGUCAGAACAUCUGUUUGCUCCUAAAGAGAUAACAUACUCUGAAGACUUUGAAGUGUCUUCUUUCAAGAAAGACAUUUCAGCUGAAUUGUACAAAGAUGACUUUGAGGUAUCAUCUUUGUUGUCACUCAGGAAAGAUUCUCAGUCUUGCAGAGAUAAGUCACAGCCAACAAGGAGCUCUAGAAGUAGAGCCACUAGCUUUGGUAGUGAUGAUGAUAUCAGUGAGUGCCUCAGUGAGAAAAGCCUCUCUAUCUGUAGCAACGUCCACUCUGAAAGGCUGUUAGAACUUAGGUCUCCUACUGAGCUUAUGAAAAGUAAGGAGCGCAGUGACGUAGAGCACGGGCUGGGAGUUCCCGAAUCCCCUUCCUUGGCUUCAGUUUCUGUUACGGAUGAAUUACGUGAUUUCCACAUUGGUGAUAGGGUGUUAAUUGGCAAUGUUCAGCCAGGAACUCUUCGAUUCAAAGGUGUGACUAGUUUUGCUAAAGGAUUUUGGGCCGGAGUGGAGUUGGAUAAACCUGAAGGAAAUAACAAUGGAACAUAUGAUGGCAUUGUAUACUUUGUGUGCAAAGAGAAGCAUGGUAUUUUUGCUCCUCCUCAAAAAAUAUCUCACAUUCCAGAAAACUUUGAUGACUAUGUAGACAUAAAUGAAGAUGAAGGCUCUUACUCAGAUGAACAAUAUCAAUACUAUAAUCAAGAACAAAAAGAUACAGAGAAUUCUAAGUUUGAUAAAGAAAAGGAUGCAAUUGAAUAUUUUUAUGAGAAAUCUCUACCUGGUAUGCACGAUACAGAAGCCUCAGUUGAUAGAAGCCUUAAAAUAGAAACAGACAAUAUCCAGGAUAUUUCUGGAGUACUUGAAGCCCGUGUUCACCAGCAAUCUGAAGUGGAUUUACUGAUUUCUUCAAAGGAAAAUAAAGACCUUGUUUCUAGUGCCACAGAAAAGGUUUCCAUUGCUAUAGAAGAUGAUACUUUAGACAAUACAUUUUCUGAAGAAUUGAAAAAGCAACAGCAGUUUACAGAAAAGGAAGAGAACCUAUAUCCUGAGAUUUCAGAAAAACUCUCUACCCCACUUCUGGACCUUUUAGCAAGAGAAAAGAAGCAAUUGGAAGCCCAACUGAGGUCAUCACUAAGUGAGGAAAAAAAGUCAAAGCAACAGCUAGAGACAGUCAGCUUACUGACAGACAGUUUACUAAAAGUCUUUGUGAAGGACACAGUCAGUCAACUACAACAAAUCAAGAAAGCUAGGAAUGAGAAAAUCCAGCUUAGCAAUCAAGAACUUCUUGAUGAUGAUCAAAAGAAAGUACCACCCCAAGGCCUAUCCCAAAAUCUUGAGGAACAAUCACCAAGUGUUCCAGAUUGCUUCUUAAGGUCAGAAUUGGAAGAUGAAAAAGAAGAGAUAUCCUCACCAGAUAUGUGUCCCAGACCUGAGAGUCCAGUAUUUGGUGCCAGUGGGCAGGAAGAGCUUGCUAAGAGACUUGCUGAACUUGAGAUCAGCCGGGAGUUCCUGAGCGUGUUAGGAGAUGAUCAAGACUGGUUUGAUGAAGACUUUGGUUUGAGUUCUUCUCACAAGAUCCAAAAAAAUAAGGCAGAAGAAACAAUUGUACCUCUAAUGGCAGAACCUAAAAGAGCUCCCCAAAAACCAUGUGAAACAUUAUUGGCAGUCCCACAUACUGCAGAGGAAGUAGAAAUUCUUGUACAUAAUGCAGCAGAAGAACUUUGGAAAUGGAAAGAAUUAGGUCAUGAUCUUCAUAGCAUCAGUAUUCCUACAAAAUUGCUUGGCUGUACCAGUAAGGGUCUAGAUAUAGAAAGCACUAGUAAAAGAGUCUACAAACAGGCGGUUUUUGAUUUAACAAAAGAGAUUUUUGAGGAAAUAUUUGCUGAGGACCCCAACUUGAAUCAACCUGUCUGGAUGAAGCCAUGUAGAAUCAACUCUAGUUAUUUCCGACGAGUGAAAAAUCCAGAUAACCUUGAUGAAAUCAAGAACUUCAUAGCAACUGAAGUACUCAAGUUGUUCAGUCUUAAAAAGGAGCCAAACCACAAAACAGAUUGGCAGAAAAUGAUGAAAUUUGGAAGAAAGAAAAGAGACCGAGUGGAUCAUAUCCUGGUACAGGAGCUCCACGAGGAGGAGGCACAGUGGGUAAACUAUGAUGAGGAUGAGUUGUGUGUGAAGAUGCAGCUGGCUGAUGGGAUCUUUGAGACCUUGAUCAGAGAUACUAUUGAUGUUCUGAAUCAGAUCAGUGAAAAACAGGGGAGAAUGCUACUUGUGUGACAUCUUGCAAAUAAAUCGAACACUGAGUGCUAACAUGAGUCCUGGGCCUUUCUGCCUCCUGAUACACACCCCAUCUCCGUCAUAGCAAGAGUGCUUCUGGACCUCAUGCCUGUUCCUAAAGACUGCUGGUUUGAAGUACAUGGGACAAUGCGGUAUAUCUGGUAUUACAGCCUUUGCCUUUAGAGACUGUCCACUGGAUUAAUUGGUUAUUUUCAGUGGGCAGGGUUGUACUCCUGUUGUCGACACACAGUAUAAUCCUACACCUUGUAUUAGUAUCUACUGGGUCUCAGAUGAGGGCUGAACACCAGACUUACCUCUUAUCUUAAACUAGGGUAUCACUUCCUUGAGUCUGCGGUCAGGCAGGAGAGGUAUAUAGAUAAAUGCAUCAUACCUUUGUGGAAGUGUAAUCCUGAUCUACACCAUGAAAGUCAUAGAUGGACAUGAUAGUCUCUAAACAGUAUUAAACCCUUCACCACUUCUAAAUAGGCAAGUUUAAUAAUGUGUGCCUAUUUCACAUUCUGAAGUUCAUUUCUUUUUGAAGACCAUUUUCUUCCAUUAUUGCAGUUGAGCAGCACCAAGUGGACUGUCAAGUUAACAGAAAUCAAUGGUAGCCUUGCUUUCUGAGCACCAUCUAAAGAAUUUUAAACCUUUGUAUUAUUUUUAGUUUUCUCUAUAUGGGCAUGAAAACAAAGAAAUGCCCCACUGAAGACUGGGCUCAAAGGACUGAUGCAGGGCUGGCUCUUCUACCCCUUGUCUACCCUGCACUUUUCUUACUCCUUCUGAACCUCUGCCAGCUGCUCCCAGAAUCCCAGAUCCUCAGGACCAUCUCAGGCAUCCAGGCACGGCAAAAGUGGAAAUAAUUCAUUUUGGCCUUCAAACUUUCAACCCCCAUCUUUCCCCCAAGAAGUCAGAGACGCUGUUACUUGAAUGAUUUAGGAAAUGAGUGUGUGCACCAAAGACACAAAGAUAUUGUCUAUUGUUUGUGUGCUUGUUUCGUGCUCUGGAACUUUUUAAUUUAUUUUAAGAUAAAUUAUUAAGUUGAAAAUGUGUGUCCCUAUUCAGAAGUGAAAGAUUCUUCUUGUAAUAGUUAAACUUCUGUCUUGAAGCUUCUAUGGUUCAUAGUCUUUGCACAGGAAACCUGCGGUUUUAACAAACCAUCACACAUAUCGAAGAAGGCAGUUCAAUUCAGUGAAAAGAAGAUGAGCUUUCCCAAGAUCACCUGCAGUAGCAGGAAGGGGAUAAAAUGAUGUAAAGACACUGUAAAAUUCAAUUCUGCCUCUCUUGCAGCAUUGCUUCUCACAACAAUUACCUGUAUCUGAAAAAAAUAUAGACUCCAGCUGCUACAUGAGAGCAUACGUGAUGCUCUCCUGGGACCUCAGUACCUGCCUUCUUGACUGGUUUCUCCUAAUCAGUCCUGUCCUUCUUCAAAUAAUCUAGAAGAAUGUGGAUAAUCUUAGGCGUGAAUGUAAAUGCCUUAAUAUUGAAGGUCCUGAUUAGAAGCAUGAUAUAGACAUCCACUGGAUUCACAUAUAUAAAUAUCCUGGAAUGUUAUAGCUUCAAAAUAUGUUAGAGAAACCCCAAAGAUGGUAUAAUCUUUCAGUGUGCACGUUCGUUCAUUUCUGCAUCUUCCCUCCAAACUUGCCUUUGCGUCUCAACUGUUUCACUAUGCACACUUCCAUUCUUCUUUGGUUUCAUCUUGUCAUUAUGAAAAGCUUACUGAAAUAAUCAUUGGAAUAUUUGCAUUUUGCACAAUGACUGGUAUGAUAGCUCUUGACAAAUAAGGAAAGCACUGAAAUGUUGUGAUUGGGUCUCGGGAAAUGCUCACAUUGAUGUGUUGCCAGCAUUUCUUCUGGGCUUUUGGUGUUGAGCUCUAGUCUUGUAGCCAUAAUGAGCAAAUGGACUAAGAGAAGCUAGGGUUUCUUGGGGUUCUUAACCGGUAGCGUGGAGAUAGUAUUUUCAUGUGGCCAAGGAAAAGCAAAGGCUUUUCUUUUCAGUUUGUAUUAUUUGGAAGACAGAAAAAUAUCUUGUCGACAUCCUUUGGCUGUUUGUAGGAUUACGUUGUCCUUAUGAUACUGAAACUUUACAGCUGCUGUAAAUUUUUUAUAAAUGAAUAUGAAAAUAAUAUAAUAGGAAUAUAGGUUGUUUUUCUACAUCCUUAUUAUUUGGACCUAAACCAAUUUUUAAUAAGAAAGUUUAUCUUUACUCUUUAUGACAUUUUGAUUCCAGAAAAGGAAAAAAGAUUAUAUAAAUCUGUGGAAUCAGCAAUCUGGACUUCGAGUUCCCUGGUAAGAAUGCUGCCAGGAAUGUAGCAGUGGCUGUCCUGACAUUCUCCCGCUGUCUUUACUAUCUUGAGAGUCCUGGGUUCCAGAGAGACAGGAAUACAUCACUCUUACUCCUUGCUAGAAAUGGUCGUCCAUAGUUUGAUAGCAGAAAACAAAGAAAUCUAUAAUUAGCAGAUUUUUAUUAUUUUAACUACUUGGAUAUAAUUGAAAAAAGGUUUAUUGUUAGGAUUAGGAAUGAUAAAUAUGGAUACCCAGCCACUCGUUCCAUGUUGAGAUCUUUAAUCAAGCUCUGCCUCUUAAGAAUCUAAAUAUCCCUCUUUCUGAUCUUUGUUCCUUCUCCCCACACCCCCAUCCUCUUUCACUCUUUCUUCAUAAUUCCUCUAAGAAAAAGAUCUUUGCAUCAGCAGUAAUAUCUUUUAGAAUAGCACUAUCAGAAUUUAGUAGUAAACCAACAUAUAGGCUUCAGAUUUAUUUCUGAGUCCAAAAUAAUUUGUGCUAUCCAGGGUCCUUAACUCUGGGUUAAAUAAGUACAGGGUAUAGACUCCCUCUUCAGGUCUAAACAGGAAUUUUUACUCUAGGGAAAAGUGGGAAGAGCUUAAAAGUAGUUAGUUAGGAAGGUAAUUCGUUUUUCUUUUACCUAAAAGAAAAGAAAAUUCCUUCUGUGACUACAGGUCUCUGAGAAAUUAUCUUUCAAAAGAGAUUUCAUUGCUCAUAAGAGUGUUGUGGCCUAUUGAUAAAAACAAUUUUGUUCACUUUCUUGUCUUGAAAAAAGUGGCCUUAGCUUUUUGCAAUACUUGAAUAAAGUGUGUACUCGCACAGCAUUAGAGACUCGUAACUUUUCUGCAAGAAGUUCAAACUUACAUCUUCUUUUACUACCUUAAGAAUACUAGUGAAUAAAAUAUUAAUUCAAAGAGCAAAUGAUAGAAACUACAAUGAUGUUUAAUGCAAAUUGUAGGAAUUUACAUGUUUACAAAUCAUCUUAAACUGGUUGUGCAGCAACUCAAUAAAAUAUCUUUGUAUUAUAAAAAUGUGAAGAGAAACGUAAACUGAUGUAAAGGCGGUACUGUCAUUCUAAUUAACCUAUGUUUAAUAGCUUUUCCUUCCGGACUUUGCAAAGCCUUCUCGGGAAACAUGGCAAAGCGUUCUCUGGGAGGCCCAGCCUCCGUGUGUGUACUGUAUUGUGCAGACAUGAAAAAACAAACCCGUUUACUGUGUAUGUGUAAAUAGCCUGGUCAUCAGGCCAUUUUCAGCCAAUAGUCACAUCCAGUGCAACUUUGCACAGAAGACUUAGGGUGUGGUUUGUAAGUAUGAUCUGUAAAAUAACUGGGAUGAAUUCCCAUGUAUACCUGUGUAAAUAGAUUUGUUAACUGAAAUGUACUUUAAGAAAAAAUAAAAUCUGUAAAUAAACUGAUUUAUAAAUUAA